GUGUGGCUGUAAAAAUAUAAUUUUUUGAGUAAAGUUGCAACUUUAAAUCACUUCUGGGAUUAAAUUGUCUUAGAGGAAAACAAAGGAGCAUUUGCUCUGGUUGCCAGAGCCACUGGUACACCCUCUCAAAACGUUUAGGACCCAGGAGUUAAAGAGUACUUAUGUGGCAGGCUGAUUUAUUAUUGAUACAAAUUUCUAACAUGAAUUUCCAUUGGAGAUGAAAGCUUUAUUUUUGGUUUGCCCCCCGACCCCAAUCAGCUGUCAUCUGGAAUUGGGGGAUAUUUGCCUAUGGAUUCUAAGAGCAUGAUUAUAGCUCAGAGAGAAAUAAUAUUUGAACUAAUUUAAGAAGAAAUAGCUAUAGCAACUUCUAUGUAGACAGAAAAUGUUGGUGAAACACUGGAAAAAAGGAAUAUUGAAUAGAGAUAUUCAUGCCUGCAUUUAAAAUGGCUUCCUUGUUUUGAAGACUAUGGUCAAUGGUCCAAUAAAAAAUAUAGUCCAAUAAACCAUGUUACCUGUUUUAAGAGGAAAAUCUGAGGAUCCUAUACUGAUGCUUAAAUGAGAUAAGCCAGAGGUGAGUUGGGAGGAGUCAUUUUUAGAAAGGAGAGAAGUGGGAACAAGGAAUUUUGAGUGACUUGUUUUGUUUGAAAAGUUUUGAAAAAAAAAAAACAGUGGAAUAAAUCAUGGGAAAUAGGGUAUGCUGGAUGAAGGAAAUAUCUUGGAUACUUAUGUACAUCACUUUAAAUUGACUGUUUCUCUUUAUCAUGGAAAAUGAAAAAAUAGCAGCCUACAAGUCCAGAUUAAGCUAAUACGCACCAUGUAUUCCCUCUGUACCAAGAUCUUUCAGGUAUGUUUUGUUAAUCCUCACAACAACCUCAGAGUACUGUUACCUCAUUUUACAUCAUGCUCAUGUGAAGUGUCCUACUCAAGGUUUGUGUGCAAAAACCACAGAGCUAAGACUGAACUCUAAGUCCCCUGACUCCAAACAAUUGCUCUUUCAAUUAAAACACAGUAGUUCUCCAUAAAACCACCUCACCAGUAAUAAGAAUAAAGCUGUAAGAGGACAAGAGCACAGUAGGCUUCCACGCCACAGUCCUAUAAAUGAUUAGAAUAUGCAAGAUAGCAUGUUCUAAUCUCCCCAAAGCACCUAUUGCUCAGACAAAGGCUUCUACAAAGUAAGUGCUUAAAUUUUCAGCUGUGUUCUCAGCAACAGAGAAUUCCCCUUUGUACCCACACAGCAAUGUUAGUUUAAAAAUUGAGAAUUCUGAAGACCAUGUGGAAAAAAGAGAAGAUGAUUUAAUUUUAAUUCCUUCAAUAUUGCUUAUUAUCAACUCCUUUUAGGGCUCCUAGAGGGCAAUUUACUUGGACAAGCAUUUAGGAUCUCCUGACAGGGGUCUAUUAUAUGGGAAAGACAAAGUGCUUAUAAACAGUAGCAAAGAGUGGAUGAAGCAGGAUAUAGAAUGCAACAAAUAGUGCUGAAAAUUUCCACUUGAGGAAAUCUUCCAUGGUGAGUGUGCGUCAAAAAAGUUCCUUGGAUUAAUAUUGGGGAAUCUCAGUGUGUACAUGUGCUUUACAAACCACUGCUCACUCCUGCCGGUAAACAUGGGGAGAAGAGUGAAUGCUUCAUGACCCAUAUGCUCAGGCAGAGUUUGCUUUCUUUCAAUAGGUGAUGGCCAGUGGUAAGAACCAAUAAGCACCAAGCCUUUGAAGAAAGAUGAACAAAACCUGGAGAUUCAAGAAACUCAAAUUUGACGUCUUUGCUAAAAUGGCAGAAAGUAAAAGCCUGAGGUAACAGAAGCCCCUGAUGUUGCCCAUGCUCCCUCCUAAGAUCUCCUCUUUCCUUCUCUUGUGCGAUGUUGCUGUUACUUUACAGUGUAUCCUAUCUCCACUGCUAAGAUUGUUUAUAUUCUAAACGGUGGGUUAUGGAAUCAUUUUGGAAUAAUUCAGCCUGUGUCUCUUUAUCUGCUGAUGAUGGAUAUAUAUGUGAAAUGGACUGGCUGAAUUCAGAACACCAAAUGGCAUUAAAUCAAUCUAUGUGAUAUAAAGCCACAUAAAGUCCCACUCUAAUUUCCUCUUCAUUGACUGUUUUACUUCUUAAUUGAGUUUUAGAGAAAAUUGAGGCCAAAGUUCUGAGUUUCUUUGCCACUAUUCUCUUACAAGGAAAUUUUGAAAAUAUUAUUUCUGAUAUUUAUAAUCAUGAAAUAUAGGUUAAGAAUUAUGUGGAAAAUAUCAAGAAUAUAAAGAAAAUUAUUAAUGCCCCAAAUCUCAUAUUCCAGAGGAAGACAGUUGACAUUUGGGUGUAUUUUCUUUUUUGUUUGUUUUCUUUUGUUUUGUUUUGUUUUGUAGGGCUGCAAGUGAUAUAUGGGAGUAUUUUCUUUAGUGCCAUAUAUAUAUGUUAUAGUUAUAUUAUAUUAUAUUAGUAAUACGAGUAAGUGAAGGAGGCUGGCAGAGCUGAAACUACAGGGUUCUGGGAUAGCACAUAGCAGGGACAUCCUAUUUGGACCAAGAAGCAUGAAAAUCUUCCUAGAAAAGUUCAUACCUAAGUUAGGAGAAGUCCCUCCAGCUUAAGAAAACACCAGGUACAAAUGAAUAAAGAAGAAAGAGUGUCUGGAAGAGACUAAAAGAAAUUCAGCAUGGCCAUUUCAGAGUACUGAGGAUAUCAGUAGAAGCUUCAGAAGAAAAGAGAAAAUAGAGCAUUAGAAAAUUACCCAAAAAAAGUUGGGAAGAAAGGUAGCACUAAGUGACAUAUAUUAAAGGAGGGCAGAUUCCAGGCCUUGACUGCCAGACUCUUAACUUUUCAGAUGGGUAACAUCUAUCCAGUUAAAACUCUGAGAGGCAGAUUACUUCUUGGAUCAGAAAAUAUUCAUGUUCCAUAAAUUAUAAUCCCAAAGUUCAAUCCUCUUGCCAUACAAUUAAAAAAAAACCUAAAGUAAUUUUUUCCUUUUGAGUCAGUUAAGUAAAUUUAAAAGUUAUAAUUUAUAAUAUAUAUGAGCAUAUAAAUACUUAAUAUUGUUAAUGUUGUACUAUAUCUCUUAUUAUAUUGUAUACCACUAAACAUGUAUAAUUUUAGACAACAUGUGGGAACAACCUUACUCUUUUGGACACUUAAUAUUUAUCUAAUUUAUUUCUCAAAACAAACUGCCACAUACAUAGUUUUCUUCCCAUUUGACAAGCUGAGGUAGUAGUUGAUCUAGCUGAGACUAAAAACAGUUAAGUAGCUGAAAAUAGUUAUACUGAAGAUAAGUGGCCUGGUAUAGAAAUCUAUACAAUAUUUUAAAUCCACCAUAAGUAGAAUGCAGUUUUAUUUCAAAAUACUCAUUAAUAAAUUGAUUCUUAUAUAUCCAGAUUUGAAAGUAGUUUCUCCUUAGAUUUUAUUUAAUUAGAAGCCUGGAACUUUUCCCCACAAUUCUAAGUCUCAGCUACUAUGUGAACCUCAGUAGUACUGAUCUCAUAGUGCCUAUUUAAUCAUUGAUGUAAUUAAGGUAAUCCCCUAACCCUUGCUAAUUCCAGGGGCCAUCCUAAGAACAUUACCACACAACAAGUAAAAAUGAUUUGAUAAACACAUCAAAAAUUCAAAUUUCCCUGAGUCAUGUUUUUUUCUAAACCCUGAAGGUGACACUGACACUCAGAGAUGAGGAAUUACUCAGCUGUGACCGAGUUCUUUCUGGUGGGACUCUCCCAGUACCCAGAGCUCCAGUUUUGUCUGUUCGUGCUCUGCCUCAUCAUGUACAUGAUAAUCCUCCUGGGAAAUAGCCUCCUCAUUAUCAUCAGCAUCCUGGAUUCUCGCCUCCACACCCCCAUGUACUUCUUCCUUGGGAACCUCUCAUUCUUGGACAUCUGUUACACAUCAUCCUCCAUUCCUCCAAUGCUCAUCAUAUUUAGGUCUGGGAGAAAAUCCAUCUCCUUUGUUGGCUGUGCUCUGCAGAUGGUUGUCUCCCUGGGGUUGGGCUCCACUGAGUGUGUGCUCCUGGCUGUGAUGGCCUAUGACCGCUAUGUGGCCAUCUGCAACCCCCUGAGGUACCCCAUCAUCAUGAACAGGGUGCUGUAUGUGCACAUGGCUGCAUGGUCCUGGAUCAUAGGCUGUCUGAACUCCUUAGUGCAAACAGUCCUGACAGUGGUGUUGCCUUUCUGUGGGAAUAACAUCAUUGAUCAUCUUACCUGUGAGAUCCUGGCCCUUCUUAAACUCACCUGCUCAGAUAUCACCGUCAAUGUGAUUGUCAUGACAGUGGCAAGUGUUGUUUUAUUGGUGAUUCCUCUGCUGUUGAUUUUCAUCUCCUAUGUUUUCAUACUCUCUUCCAUCCUGAGAAUUAAUUCUGCUGAAGGGAGAAAAAAAGCCUUUUCUACCUGUUCGGCCCACCUGACUGUGGUCAUCUUAUUCUAUGGGUCAGCCCUUUUUAUGUACAUGAAGCCCAAAUCAAAGGACACAAAAGCAUCUGAUGAGAUCAUUGGGCUUUCUUACGGAGUGGUAACCCCGAUGUUGAACCCCAUCAUCUACAGCCUGAGGAAUAAGGAGGUGAAAGAAGCUGGGAAAAAAGUCCUGAGCCGACACUUGCAUUUAUGGAAAAUGUGAAAACACUUGAGGAAUGUGACAUCCUCAGUGUGGGGCCAGAUCAGGUCAUUUGCAUUCUGAGAUGAAGUCACAGAACCCAGUGUCAAGAAAAUUUAACUGCUUAUAAGUCCAAAUAUGGGACUCCUAUUCCUUUUUGUUUCUUUGUUUGUCUUUUGUCUUUUUAGGGCUGCACCCACAGCAUAUGG
Molecule: messenger RNA, 4752 nt
Organism: Sus scrofa (pig)
Lineage: Eukaryota; Metazoa; Chordata; Mammalia; Artiodactyla; Suidae
Source: RefSeq, a predicted model, not a curated record